Penicillium paradoxum is the source of this 456-nucleotide messenger RNA. RefSeq lists its product as uncharacterized. The record is from RefSeq and is a predicted model, not a curated record. The transcript is spliced from 2 exons. Lineage: Eukaryota; Fungi; Ascomycota; Eurotiomycetes; Eurotiales; Aspergillaceae. The coding region runs from base 1 to 456 and encodes 151 amino acids.
AUGGCUCCCAAGAGAUCUGCUGAUUCCGAGUCUCCCUCCACCCCCAGGGCGAGCAAGAAGACCAAGGAUGCAAUUGCGAAGCGCACCCCAGCUAAGCGUACCCCAGUCAAGAACGCCUCAGCCAAGAGCACCCCGGUCAAGGGCCUGACGAAGGGCGAGUCUACCGCUGAAAAGGAUCUGAUGUUCCUCUGGACUUGCAUCAAGUUCUCUGGUGGCAUUGACCUCAAGGCUACAGAGGUGGCCAGGGAAUUGGGCAUGUCGACCACCACCAUUGGCAAGAAGUUCUGGCGUCUUCGAAAGAAGCUUGAGGACAAUCAGCCUUCCCAGACUGCCAGCGAGAAGCAGGCUAGCGAGGAUAACGGCGCAGAGCAGGCAAAUGAGGAGGCCGAGGCAGAGCAGUUGAGCGAGGAGAAUGAGGCAGAGCAGGUGGUUGAGGAUAACGACGCAGAGCAGUAA